This is a messenger RNA of Micropterus salmoides (largemouth bass), 3188 nucleotides long. Its product is annotated as cysteine-rich secretory protein LCCL domain-containing 1-like. NCBI's taxonomy places the organism in Eukaryota, Metazoa, Chordata, Actinopteri, Centrarchiformes, Centrarchidae. Gene Ontology annotation, cellular component: extracellular region. The transcript has 15 exons. The coding region runs from base 293 to 1825 and encodes 510 amino acids. The record is from RefSeq and is a predicted model, not a curated record.
GCGGUCCCAUGCAGCCAGUAGCGCACUGAGCGACCUGAGGAAUUCAACAGGUACCUAUAGACAUUUCUGAGCUGAGUGUCUUCCAGCGUGAAUGUACAGUCUGAAAGACAACCGACUGCCUGCACUCAUUUUGUGUGAUGGAUGGAAUCAAAGGCUCCCUGGAUUGGAUAAGUGUCACUCUGCAGUAAGCUCGAGGAGUUCUGACAUCUGGAAUAUUGCACCUGGGAGAUAGUUUGGCGGAAUUUAAAGGCAAUAAAAACAUUCUUCAUUCAGCAGCAGCAUUUGCCCCAUCAUGAAGAGGUCUCUUCCUUUCCGGGGAUGGGUUAGAGCUGCAAGCUUGGUCCUGUGUUUGACCCAGACUGUCCUGGCUAUGGUCCUCACCAACUCCACAAGACUGGAGUCCAUCCUGGACAAGUACAGGGAUAAGGCUGAGGAAUGGUGGAGGGCCAGGUCGAGAGGAAAGAGGGCCAUCAGCGAGGGAGACAUGCACCUCAUUCUAGACUUGCACAACAAGCUGCGGGGUCAGGUCCACCCUCCUGCUUCCAACAUGGAGUACAUGGUAUGGGAUUAUGAGUUAGAGAGGAGCGCAGAGCACUGGGCACAUACAUGCCGAUGGGAACAUGGACCGAGCCACAUGUUAACACAAAUAGGCCAAAACCUUGGAGCGCACUGGGGCAGGGAUCGCCCCCCUACCUACCAUGUCCAGGCCUGGUAUGACGAAGUGAGGUACUACAGCUAUCCAUACUCUCAGGAGUGUAACCCACACUGCCCAUUCAGAUGUUCAGGACCAGUCUGUACUCACUACACUCAGUUGGUGUGGGCGACUAGCAAUCGUAUUGGCUGUGCUAUCAAUGUGUGUUACAACAUGAACGUGUGGGGAAUGAUCUGGGCUAAAGCUGUCUAUCUGGUCUGCAACUACUCUCCACCGGGCAACUGGUGGGGUCAUGCGCCGUACAAAUAUGGAACUCCCUGUUCUGCCUGUCCAGCUAGCUAUGGCGGAGGCUGCAGGGACAAUCUCUGCUACAAAGAUGGGGGUGUUGACAGGCGACCAGCUCCUGAGAUUGAGGAGACCAACUACAUUGAACCUGAAACGGAACCAGUAAGGGACAGGCAGCCCCAACCAAGGGCCCAGACACCAAAACCCUCGCCCAAUGAAAACCUAGAGAGAAACCGAGUCAGCACAGAGCAGAUGUGCCAACAGGUCAAUUGUGAGACUAAGCUGAGAGAUCAGUGCAAGGGAACAACCUGUAACAGAUAUGAGUGUCCACCUGGCUGCCUUGACAGCCCUGGAAAAGUAGUUGGGACUGGAUAUUAUGACAUGCAAUCCAGUGUGUGUGGAGCUGCAUUACACUUUGGUGUUAUUGACAAUGAUGGAGGAUGGCUGGAUGUAACCAGACUGGGCAGGAAACAACAUUUCACCAAGUCUUACAAGAAUGGUAUUCAAUCAAUUGGGAAAAACAGGAGCGCAAAUUCCUUCAAAGUAGAGUCUGUGCCUGUCAAGGCAGUAACAUGCGAUACCAGCGUGGCGCUUUUCUGCCCUUUCAAGAAACCUGUACGACACUGUCCCAGGUUGUAUUGUCCCAGGAACUGUCUACGUGACAGUCAAGCCCGAGUCAUUGGGACAAACUACUUCUCAGAUAAAUCCAGUAUCUGCCGAGCAGCUAUUCAUGCUGGAGUGAUCCAGAAUGAGUCAGGAGGGUACCUUGAUGUGAUGCCUGUGGACAAAAGGAAGCAGUACAGUGGCAGUUAUCAGAAUGGCAUCACCUCAGAGAGCCUUCUGAACCCAACAGGUGGAAAAGCCUUCAGAGUGUUUGCAGUCAUCUGAAAAACCACUCUCAAAGGACAGAGUACCAUCAAACAUGGCCACUUCACGUCCAGCGAACCCACUCAUUACCAUCUUACAACCAAUAAUUACGUUCAUUCCUGCAGUAAAUAAUUCAACCUUACAGCGUCUGACCCUAAAAGUGUAACAUGACUUUAUUCAAGGCUCCCCCUCUAAGUUUGGUCAUGAGUGUGUCCAAUAAUAGCUUAAGGAUUUUUGGUGAAUGAUGAUCUCAGAUGUCCUUUACCUAAAUUUCUACAACUGACCAUAAUAAUCAAUUUGGGCUGCGAUGCAUUUUUUGCUGCCAUGAUUUCAUGACAUCAUGUUUUUUAAUACUUAAAAGUUAAAUAUACACCACCAGAUGUAGCACCACUCCAAAUGCUUCCCACAAUUUCAAAACUCUAAGGUUAAACUGUCAUAUCAAAGGUUUUACCAAAGUAAUUUAAGAUAUAGGAUGCAUCAGUUAGCACUUAGAGAUACACCAGUUAAAUAAGGAGCAGUCAGAUACAGAGUCAUAAAAUAUGUUUAUACAUUUUGUGGGACUAUUAUUUGGUCAGACAGAUCAAGCUUAAAUUAUCUCCGUGGGCAUUUGUUGCCCAUCACACUUGUUUAAUACACUGUCUUGUAUAUUGCUAUGGAGGACCAAACCAGACGUAAAAUCACAAUUAUCUUUCAACAACCAGGAUUUCAUUUUCUAUUAGCAGAAUUUAUUAUUUCACUGGGAUUGUUUUCAUGCGUGUGAUCUGACCUUGUCUGCAGUACGUAAAACUAUAUAUUUUCUCACGAUUAUACAAACUAAGGAGGCUUCAACCCGUCCCAGAUUAGAUUUUUGGUCUGGUUUGGGCCUCCAUAUAUCACUUCUUUUCAUUAUAGUGGUAAUAUACAGUAUAGCAAAAAUGCAGGCAGUAAAAUAUAGAUUGUAUAUUUUUGUACAUAAAAAUAUUGUAAAUAAUAUUGAACACUAUAUAACUGCUAUAAAAUGCUUGCUACUGUUGCCUUUUUAAUUUACAUUUCUAACACGCUGCCAGCCAUACAAAGUCAAACAAGCAAUAAGCAGUAGAUGCUGAAACUAAUUCUGCACGAAAGACAUUUAUUUGUCACUCAAGCUUUAAUUUUUAUAAGGGACAAAUUCCACCAUAAUUUUAGUAUAUUAAUUUUUUUGUAAAUAUUGUGUAUGUAACAUAUUGUUUUAUUUUAUGCUGCAUUUCCCAGCUUUUGUUUAUAGAUUUAUAUAAAUGGAUCCUGGCUGGCCAGGAAUGUGCAUGGCAUGAAUCACAAUUAAAAUACUUCAGUUGUUUCAUUUUUGUGUUCUUUUUUGUAUUCUUAUUGUAUCAAAAAGUAAUUUUAAUAAAAUCAAUAAACUAUA